This is a messenger RNA of Caenorhabditis elegans, 867 nucleotides long. RefSeq lists its product as uncharacterized. The record is from RefSeq and is marked reviewed. Bases 34 to 570 code for a protein of 178 amino acids. The transcript has 2 exons. NCBI's taxonomy places the organism in Eukaryota, Metazoa, Nematoda, Chromadorea, Rhabditida, Rhabditidae.
UACACCUUUGCUUACUCUACCUUUCCAAAAAUGAUGGAAGUUGCCUCUUCAUCCUCUGCUUGUCAAUUUGACAACCUUAACAACAACAACAAUGAGCUCAAGCCAGUCCGUCCAAAACGUGAUUUCCGAUUCAAAGUGAUUGAGGUGCAAAACGGACCAAAAUGGUUUGUGUGGCCAAGCCGCAAUCGUGGAAGUUCGGAAGACGUUGAUGAGAAUGAUAACAAGAAAGUCUCACAGCCACAAAAUAAUGGAUUCGGAGCACUCAGACGUAGUGUUAUCCGCCAGUCGAAAAGGAAACAGGAUCAAGAUGCCAUCGCCGCUCGCACCGCAUCUGAACCAGCCUCAGCUCGUCGUCUAUCCGCAAAAAAAGAGAAAGCAGUGACGGAACCAUUAAAUCAAGUCUCCUCAAUGUUCAAGAUCAUCUCGAUUGAAAAGAAUUGGGAAAGCUUCGACGCUACUGAUAAUGAGGAUAACGAUGAGGAUCUGGAAGACGGAGCCCGCACAGUUUCAGUCAUUUCCUUGACUUCUGUCAUUGAAGGUGGUGAGCGCAGAUGGACUACCUCUAUUUAAAGAGUUUUACCCUCGUUUUCUUACUUCAUUUUCAAUCACUUUCUCUUCACAAUGCUAUAAUGUUUUUUCUCUUCUCUCUUUCGCUUCGGGUCGACCCAAAAUUUUUCUGACAAAGAUUUCCCCCACCUUUCCCACUUCCCAACCAUUUCUGCAUUUCAUCAAUCACAAACUACGUGCUUUAUCAUUUUGUUGAAAACAAAUUGAACAACUAUGUUGGUUCGCUUCGCUUACGAUUACUGUUACUUGUACAAUGCCUGUAAAUUAGAUUGUGUAUCUGAAAAUAAAUUGAUUCUGCUG